Elgaria multicarinata webbii is the source of this 721-nucleotide messenger RNA. It is a transcript of the gene DUSP15, whose product is annotated as dual specificity phosphatase 15. Gene Ontology annotation, biological process: protein dephosphorylation; signal transduction. NCBI's taxonomy places the organism in Eukaryota, Metazoa, Chordata, Lepidosauria, Squamata, Anguidae. Gene Ontology annotation, cellular component: cytosol. The coding region runs from base 1 to 654 and encodes 217 amino acids. The transcript is spliced from 7 exons. Gene Ontology annotation, molecular function: protein tyrosine phosphatase activity; protein tyrosine/serine/threonine phosphatase activity. The record is from RefSeq and is a predicted model, not a curated record.
AUGGGCAAUGGCAUGAACAAGAUCCUCCCAGGACUCUUCCUCGGGAACUUCAUAGAUGCCAAGGACCUGGAUCAGCUGAGCCGGAACAACAUCACCCACAUUGUUUCCAUCCACGAAUCCCCACAGCCAUUUAUUCCGGGAAUCACUUACCUUCGCAUUGCUCUGCCAGACACUCCAGAAGCCAACAUCAAGAAGCACUUCAAAGAAUGUAUUAAUUUUAUCCACUCCUGCCGCCUGCGUGGGGGAAACUGCCUGGUCCAUUGCCUUGCCGGGAUCUCUCGGAGCACCACCAUUGUCCUGGCCUACAUCAUGGCAGUGACGCAGCUCAGCUGGCGUGAAGCGCUGGAGGCCGUCAAGGCCGUGCGGCCUGUCGCAAAUCCUAACCCGGGUUUCCGCCAUCAGCUGGAGGAACACGGGUGCAGCCGCUCAGCGCAGAAGGCCCAGCGGCGACUUGGGCGCAAAUACGGAGCAUCCCCUUUUAACGACGAGGAGGACCUUAGAGCCCUGCUCCCCUCUGGCAAAAGGUGCGAUGCCUCCAGGGCUGCCGGGACUCCACAGACUCUGGUGCCAAAGAGCAGAAGUGCAAAGCAGACGGAUCCGUUCCUGCUGCGCGUCAAGCAGACCUUCUCCUGCCUCCCUGGGUGCCUGAAAUGAGACCUCCACUAAGAAAACGCACUGGACUAGCCGAGGCCAAAACCAGGCAAGGGAUACUCCAUCCACU